Molecule: messenger RNA, 3341 nt
Organism: Schistocerca americana (American grasshopper)
Lineage: Eukaryota; Metazoa; Arthropoda; Insecta; Orthoptera; Acrididae
Product: E3 ubiquitin-protein ligase COP1-like
Exons: 3
Coding region: 726-2783 (685 amino acids)
Biological process (GO): proteasome-mediated ubiquitin-dependent protein catabolic process
Molecular function (GO): protein binding; ubiquitin protein ligase activity
Source: RefSeq, a predicted model, not a curated record
GAACGUACUGUGCAAUGUCUGCGAAGUUCCAGUUUAUGUUCUCCUAAACAUAGUACUUAGGAAAGAAAUAAUAUAGUUUCUGUGCGGUGAUGUUACUGCGUUAAUUCAAAAUUGCCACACUUUGAAACAGUCCAAUUGAGGAUUAUUGUAGGUCCUUUUGACGUUGUCAAAGAUAUGUCCAGUCUUACUAUCUGAGGGGCGAAUCCAUUAUUUAACAUGGCAUCCUGUCUGAGUGAUAUGUGACUACAGUGUGAUAGUAGUGAUGAAAGUUUUUAUAGAGUGCCGUCUGACAAUCGGUGCUCAGAACUUACAGCAGCAAAGUGAAAUAUUGAUGAACUCAAGCUCUGAACCAAUAAAGUGUACAAUGCAUGUACCUGCAUACAUUAAGAGACGGUCGGGACGGCCGUUUAGUGUUAAAUCACAGUUUUUUCGGGGAUUUAGAACAGAAACAAAUCAAGGAAAAUCAUCAAAUUGCCUUACUGAUAUCGUAUCUCAUGGAUAAGUUGGUUUGCUGAUGCUGUUGAAAUAGGGAACUUGCAACACCAGAAAAUUACAGCCAGAAAGACCUGCAGACAUUGGACACCUGUUGCAAGAAUUAUCUGUUGUCCUGCAGAAGAAACAAAUGUAUCACAUGGCUGCAGAGUGAAAAAGGUGCAUUCUGUCUGCUGAUAAAUGGUGGCGGUCAGUGCACGCGUUCUGGACAAUUCAGUGAGUAUUUGUCGCCAAUGGCUUCUGGGAAAAGUACUGGAAGUAUUGGCAGUGCAUCAUCAUCUUCAACUCCACAGCGUUCUCGACCUACAAAACGUCAGCAUUCAGUGGUGCUAAACGGUGUUGGCGGCUCAUUUGAGGAUAAAAGUAGUGAUUAUUUGUGUCCAGUCUGCUUCGAGCUGAUUGAGGAGGCGCAUAUCACAAGGUGUGGACACACCUUCUGCUACAGGUGCAUAUCAAAGUCAGUUGAAUCCUGCGGACGCUGCCCAAAAUGUGGGUUUUCUCUUAGCAGUCGUGAACAAGUGUUCCCGAACUUUUUGUUGAAUGAGCUGGUCUCAAAAUACAAAUCAAAAGUCAUGGGAACAUCAGAGGCUGGUUUAACACGUGACGCUUCAGGUGAAAGCCUUCUAGGUCCUGAUGGGUUACGUGACUUUGUUGCUACAGAGUCACUAAACCUAACACUGCCAGAUGUAAAUGUUAUUUUGGAAGUGCUGACACAGAGAAAACAUUUAUUAGAGGCGGAAUCAUGUGCAGCUCAAAACAAGCUUUUAUAUGAAUUUCUCACACAUUUACUGCAGCAGAAGGAAGAGCAGUUAAGUCAGCUUACACGGGAAGUUGCUCUUAUUAAGCGGGAUAUAGGAGAAGUUGAGAACAUCUUAAAAGAAGUCCACACCAAAUGCCCCAAGUUGGAGAAAGAACCAUCAGCUUCAGGCAGCACAUUGGGUCUGAAAAAGGAAUUGUCUUCUGAAGGCCCAGGGAAACUUAGCAAAGAAGAAAGCAUGAGUGAAGCAAUGGGUCCUGAUGGAUUUACUGGCAGCCAGAAGAACUUGGACAGCUCUGCAACAAGUCUGGCACUGCGCCGGAAACGUAUGCAUGCCCAUUUUGAUGAUUUUGUUCAGUGCUAUUUCAAUUCAAGAGCCAAAGAACUUAUGUUUGGAGGCAGUAUGGACAAAUCAUUUGGAGGCAGUAUGGACAAAUCAUUUGGAGGCAGUAUGGACAAGUCAUUUGGUGGUAGCAUUGACAGAACAGCAAUGCCAUCAUCAGAAAGCCAAGGUCUGAAUGCGUUUAGAGAAAAUUUAGUGAAAUUUUCCCGGUAUAAUUCUUUACGGCCACUUGCAACCCUAAAUUAUUCAAGCGAUAUCUUUAAUAACUCCACAAUUGUGUCUAGUAUUGAAUUUGAUAAGGACAAUGAGUUUUUUGCCAUUGCUGGAGUCACAAAAAGAAUAAAAGUAUUUGAUUAUGGAGCUGUCAUAAGAGACACAGUGGAUAUUCACUAUCCAUGUGUUGAAAUGGUAUCAAAUUCAAAAAUAUCAUGUGUAAGCUGGAAUUCAUACCACAAAAGCACUCUAGCGAGUAGUGAUUAUGAAGGAACAGUUACCGUGUGGGAUGCUGUCAGCGGGCAGCGUGUUAAAACUUUCCAAGAGCAUGAGAAAAGAUGUUGGAGUGUAGACUUCAAUGAUGUCGAUACCAGACUUAUAGCAUCAGGAUCAGAUGAUGCAAGAGUGAAGCUGUGGUCACUAAACAUUGACCGAUCAGUAGCUUCCCUUGAAGCAAAAGCUAAUGUUUGCUGUGUUAAGUUCAACCCUCGCAGCUCCUGCCAUUUAGCAUUUGGAUCUGCUGACCAUUGUGUACAUUAUUACGAUCUGCGCAAUAUGAAGGAGCCGUUAUCAGUUUUUAAAGGUCAUCGCAAAGCUGUGUCAUAUGUUAAAUUUCUCAACAAGGAAGAGAUUGUAUCUGCAUCAACAGACAGUCAGUUGAAGAUGUGGAAUAUUAAUAAUCCACAUUGUCUGCGGUCAUUUGUUGGUCAUAUUAAUGAAAAGAAUUUUGUAGGUCUAGCAACAGAUGGAGAUUAUGUAGCUUGUGGUUCUGAAAAUAACGCCUUGUAUGUUUAUUACAAAGGACUUACCAAACAGUUGUUCAGUUUUAAGUUUGAUGCUGUUAAGAGUGUUUUGGAGAAGGAUAGAAAAGAAGACGAUGUUAAUGAGUUUGUAUCUGCUGUUUGUUGGAGACAGCAUUCAAAUAUUGUUGUUGCUGCAAACAGUCAAGGUAUCAUAAAAAUUUUGGAGCUAGUGUGAGGUGUACACAAUUUUUAGUUCCUGAGGGUUUAUUGUGUUGUACCUCAUCCUUUUCAGGGGCAAGUGUUUUUGGUGCUUCCAUUAUUGGAUAAAUUAACAUAGUCACAUUUUGGAGGAUCACUGUAAAAUCCAGCGAUUUGAUAUAAUUUUGCUAGUCAGCAUAAAACGAAGUAAGGAACCAGUGUACUUACAAACAUUUUAGGAUAGGUGCAACUUUAAACCCGUACUCUGUGUACUACCCACACAUAUUGCUCAAUUUUGAUGUACUUUGCAUAACUUGCCUCAUGUUAAUUAAUGCAUUAGUGUUUCGGCUGAAACCGGUAAUUUCAUACAUAUAGAUAUUUGCAAGAGGUUGGAAACCUUUUUGAUUGUGUAGGUUUCACACUCUGUAUUCGUUACCAAGCGUUCAUUAAUAAUAUUUUGGAUGUAAUCCAUCAAACGUAUUGUCUGGUGUAUAUGAACUAUAAUAUAGAUUUUGAAAUGUGUUCUAUGUAUUGUAGUGUGUAUUUAUUUCUUUGUGCAUUUUGAGUUGUAGAAAUAUAUUUAUUUUAUUACACA